Molecule: messenger RNA, 2544 nt
Organism: Angiostrongylus costaricensis
Lineage: Eukaryota; Metazoa; Nematoda; Chromadorea; Rhabditida; Metastrongylidae
Source: the annotation of a GenBank genome assembly
UUGCAGGAUGUAGUGUCUGAAAACCGUUUACAGCAGUCCUUAUCCACGCCGUGUCCUCGAGAAGAUGAGAAGCCGCGAAAAGAUUCCGAGUAUAGGCGAUUUAAGUCGGAAGGUUCGGCUGUCGGAGCGCUGCCUGCAGGACCGGAGUUGGACGUCGCCAUCGACGACCUUUCGCCCAUUGCUGACACCCGUACAACAUCACCUCAUCGCUUCAACCUUAUUGCUGUGGAAGCAAAUCAAAUGUUCCACACAUCGUUUAUGACGGCUAAUCGACUGGCUUUUCAGCAAGACUCCGUGGUGAAUGGUGGUCCAAUCACGAAGCACUCCAACACGGAGCAGGUGCUGAUGAUGCACACCCUGAAGACGAAGACAUCCAAGUACCAGUCGUUCAUCGACAAAGCUUUCCAAAACAUCAUGCAAGCCACCGACGAACAAAUAAUCGAGGCACUUGGACCUCAAUGCAGAACCAAAGGAUGUACAAUUGUGGCAAAAGUAAUGACAAAGUCAUGGAUGAUCCCGAAGGUGUCCCACGAUCUGUCGUUCGCCCUUUGCGACUACCUCAGGGAAAAGAUGUACCUCGACGCUCUCAUCAAACUCUUCAUCGGAUCCACGACUUGUGAGCCAGUGCGCUUGGCUUGUGGUCGAGUUUUGGAGGAGUGCAUGUCGCUGAACAAUCGCGAAUAUAUCGUCAAUAAGGGUUGGUUGAAGAAGAUCGUAUCGGUGGCGAUGAAGCUGAAUAAGAAUGCUGAACAGCAACGAAUGAGUCUCAGCAUCAUAGAAAGCAUGUUCAAGCAUAGCUCGAGCACAUCGUUGAAGCUGAUCGAAUACGGUGUUCUGGACCACAUCAUCAUCACCAGCAAAAGAGCCAUGGACACUCCGACCACACUUCGCCAUGCCGCCCUUGGGCUUGCUAAUCUCACCCUUUACACCUGUUCAGAGGGAAAGAAGAAGAUCAUACAAAAAAAGCUGCCCGAAUGGUUGUUCCUUCUGGUGAAUCAAGACGAUGACCUCACUAGAUAUUAUGCCAGUUUGGCAAUUUGUAUGCUUGCUAGUAUAAAGGAAUUUGAAUCAGCUGUGAUGAAAUCGGACACGUUGAAGUUGGUAGAGCCGUUUCUUCUGGCACACGACGCCACCACUUUCGCCGGUGACCAUUACAAGCAUUCCCAAGGGCGUCCAAAAGAGUGGCUCAGUCGACUUCUUCCAAUGCUCAAGUCGAUGCGACGAGAGGCGAAGAGUAUGGCCGCAUUUCAUUUUGCUAUGGAAGCCGCGAUCAAAAAAGAUCAAAACAAGCUUGACGUCUUCCAGGUUCCAGCAACUGAUGCGGCUGAACUGCCAUCGAUGGUUUGCACAGCUGUCAAGCUGACCAAUGAAAGGAGCGCGACAGUUCCCGCACGCGAAAGUGGUUUUUAUGUAGAAGUCCAUGAGAUCGGUGCAAUUGAUGCUCUGAAGGAGGUGGCAUCGUCACCUGAUGAGGUCGCAGCCAACUUCAUAAUAAAGAAACAAGCGUCGUCGACUGUCUUCGACAUUUUUCAGAUAGGCUUUGAAGAUUAUGUGGACCAUUUCGCUAAGCAGAUGGUCGACGGCGAUAUUCUUUUACACCUGAAUGAGAGGGAACUUGAGCGCGACAUCGGCAUGUCUUCUGGUCUUCAUCGAAAACGCUUUAUUCGUGAACUAGAGAGCCUCAAGAUUGCUGCAGACUACUCCGCGGUAGACGAGAGUAACCUUGAUCAGCUACUCAUGUCCCUAAGUCCAGAAUUAUCUGUGUACACUUAUAAGAUGCUGUCUUGUGGAAUCAACCGAUCCUUGCUUGGAUCACUGACGGAUGAGCUCAUGCAGACGGCUUGUGGAAUCACAAACCCGAUUCAUCGACUCAAGAUGACCCAAGCUUUCCAAAACGCCAAGCAUCCUGAUGAGGUCGAAUUAGCCGUGCUCAGUAAACAGAUCGACGUUUUUAUCAGCUACCGAAGAAGCACUGGAAAUCAACUUGCCAGCCUUAUCAAGGUGUUACUGCAGCUGAAAGGCUACAAAGUGUUUAUUGACGUGGAUAAGUUGUAUGCAGGAAAAUUUGACUCAUCGCUACUAAAGAACAUUCAAGCAGCUAAGCACUUCAUUCUUGUCCUUACACCAAACUCCCUUGAUCGGCUUUUGAACGAUCAUAAUGGUGACGACUGGAUUCACAAGGAGUUGAAAUGUGCUUUCGAAUAUCAAAAGAACAUCAUUCCGAUCUUCGACCAAGCAUUUGAAUUCCCGCAGAAUGAGGAACAAAUCCCUCAAGAUAUUCGAAUGAUCACUAAGUACAAUGGAGUGAAAUGGGUUCAUGACUACCAGGACGCUUGCAUGGGCAAAGUUGUGCGGUUUAUCGAGGGUGAACUGAAUCGAACGCCUAGCUUGUCCGCUGCGCCCAAUUCGGGUCCUCAAAACCGACGAGUGGGUGGCGCACGGUCUGCGGCUAUACAGUCGGGUAUUCGUCAGACAUCAACGACAAGCCAAAGGGUCAGUAGUCGUGUCGGGGAACAUCCACCAUCCAUGCCGUCAAGUAAGUAA